AUGCCACAUAUGAUGGACCAAGUUUCAGAAUAUCUGCAUCGGUCUCAGUGGGAAGAGCCAAGAGAUCUUCUUCCAGUAGACGAACUGGAGCAGAGAUUGGAUCUGGUCGAGCGGUUCCAGACGUGGAAGCGUACACAGCUCGCAGCGGAAGCCGAGCCAGAUGACGACGAAGCACAAAAGCAGGCCGCGGAGUGGAAACCCAAUCGCCUCGCCUACACCGCUUGCAUGACUAUGCCCCUAUCGCUGCUAGUUGAGAAACGCUCAGGAACCCAGCGGCCCGAAUUGAAGAAACCAGCAAAGCGUAGAACGGGCUCUCACGAAAGGACAGAUGUGGACUCCGGAGCUGAUAGUGGUCCUGAAGAGAGCGCCCAUUCGGCGCAAGACCCCCCGUACCAAGAGUCCAAGGGUCGAAGUCAAAAGGAAAGAAAGAAGGCACUCCGCUAUGAUGAGGGUCGAUGCAGAAUCUCCGGUUCCCCUAAUCCAGAAGUUGCUCAUCUCAUCCCUUUCUCGUUCACCAACAGCGCGAGCAGUACGGACAGGACCAUGAAAUUCAUGCGGGCCUUCGAUCUUUUCGGUGCCUCGCUUCGCAUUAUUUCACUGAUCAGCGGUGGUGCAGGACUCGGAGAGACUGAUGAUCUGAUCAAUCUGAUCUGCCUUGAUCGGAACAUUCACAGCAAUCUUGAUAAGGGCUUCCUUGGUAUCAAAUACCUUGGCAGAGUCGAUAUCCCGGGCCAGGAUACUGCAGAAAUCACGCUGCAGGUUAUGUGGAUGCCGAUGGUCAAGGCAGCAGGUUUCUCUCACGACGACCUCAUUGACCUGGACAAUGAGCGGGAUGAAGCCUCGGGGUUUGCCUACACCAUCCAAUCCAAGGCUGACACAGCUCCCGGCCACAAAGUCUUCAAAGCCCCAGGUUGGCCAAUUGUUUCUGGCGACAAAUUCACUGUCCGAAGACCCACCAGCGAUGCAGCUCUAUUUGUAGAGAUGGUCAAGCUAAGAUGGCACCUGGGACAGCUCGCAGCAAUCUCUGGAGCCGCAGGAGACUCCGACUUCAUUUUCGGCCAUGAUGACGAGUUUGAAGAAAAGGUCAGAAACUACGGCAGGGUUCGGAGACAAGUAGACCGGGAGAUGGCAGAGGAAGCAUUGGAACAGAAGAACAAGAUGGCGGCCCAAAGUCCAUCAAAAGUCAAGCCGCAGGUUCCAGCGCGGCGUCCCGAACCCCCCCAGCCAUCCAUGCCCGGGGAUCUGGGAGAUAUUACCAACCUCCCGAUCCGUCGCCGACCAGGUUCCCCGAGCAAGGAAAGCUCGCCAACGAAAACCCCUACCAGGUCACUGACUGAGGCAAGAACCCGGCAGCAAACAGCCGCCGGUAGUGAUUUUUCAGAACAAUCAGUUCAGGUGCGAGGGCGAUCCGAGAAUACGCCUUCGCGUGAGGAUGAUGAGGAAUAA
Clonostachys solani is the source of this 1446-nucleotide messenger RNA. The record is from the annotation of a GenBank genome assembly. NCBI's taxonomy places the organism in Eukaryota, Fungi, Ascomycota, Sordariomycetes, Hypocreales, Bionectriaceae.